This is a messenger RNA of Jaculus jaculus (lesser Egyptian jerboa), 961 nucleotides long. Its product is annotated as olfactory receptor 1F12. Gene Ontology annotation, molecular function: G protein-coupled receptor activity; olfactory receptor activity. The transcript has a single exon. The annotation marks the transcript as partial. NCBI's taxonomy places the organism in Eukaryota, Metazoa, Chordata, Mammalia, Rodentia, Dipodidae. Gene Ontology annotation, biological process: G protein-coupled receptor signaling pathway. The record is from RefSeq and is a predicted model, not a curated record. Gene Ontology annotation, cellular component: membrane.
UUUUAUUUCAUUCUCUGGAUCUUUAUACAGAUAUAUCCAAGCAAUGAAAAUGGUAAACCACACCAGGGUCGUGGAAUUUCUCCUCCUGGGCUUCUCAAGUUGGCCUGGACAGCAGGGGCUCCUCUUUGCACUCUUCCUGUGUCUCUACCUAACAGGGCUAUUUGGAAAUUUACUCAUCUUGCUGGCCAUUGGCUCAAACAGUCACCUCCACACACCCAUGUAUUUCUUCCUUGCCAAUUUGUCCUUGGUAGAUCUCGGUCUUCUUUCAGCUACAGUCCCCAAGGUGCUACUGGACAUCCAGACCCGGUCUCAAUCCAUCUCCUUCCCGGGAUGUUUGGCUCAGAUGUAUUUCUGCAUGAUGUUUGCCAACAUGGACAACUUCCUGCUCACCGUGAUGGCGUAUGAUCGCUAUGUGGCCAUCUGCCACGCUUUGCACUACUCCAUUAUGAUGGUACCGCGCCUCUGUGCCACUCUGGUGGCUGUGCCUUGGCUCAUUGCCACUUUGAACCCUCUCUUGCAUACUCUCAUGAUGGCCCGACUGAACUUCUGCUCUGAAAAUGUCAUCCCCCACUUCUUUUGUGAUGUCAACUCUCUCCUCCCUCUGUCCUGUUCUGACACUAGCCUUAAUCAGCUGCUGGUUCUGGCUGCGGUGGGACUGAUCUUUGUGGUACCAUCAGUGUGUAUCCUGGCAUCUUAUGGUCACAUUGUCUCCACUGUGAUGACAAUUCCUUCUGUCCAAGGAAAACUCAAAGCUUUCUCAACCUGUGGCUCUCACCUGGCCUUGGUUAUCCUGUUCUAUGGAGCCAUCUCGGGGAUCUAUCUGAGCCCUUCCUCCAAGCAUACCAUGGGGAAGGACUCAGCUGCCUCAGUCAUUUUCAUGGUUGUCGCCCCUGUGCUGAAUCCCUUCAUCUACAGCCUCAGGAACAAGGAGCUGAAGAGGGCUUUAAAAAAAAUCCUUGCC